AUGCACGUGCGGAAUAGGCGUCUAACACCCAGCCAAGAGGCCGAGGUGUUCGAUGUGAUGGGUAGUUUUAAGAUCACUAGGAAGCUUCGUGAGUUAGCACUGACGCGUUUCGGUCGUAGACUCACUCGCGAAGAUUUCCGAUCCAUCCGUCAACGAUGGUCUCAAAUGAGUAGACGAAUCGACGCCGUUCGCGUUUGUGACUUAUUGCUUUCGGAAGGUGCCUUANCUUCUUUAGAUAUCCAAGUUACGACUGCGAAGCACAAGUAA
Echinostoma caproni is the source of this 267-nucleotide messenger RNA. The record is from the annotation of a GenBank genome assembly. NCBI's taxonomy places the organism in Eukaryota, Metazoa, Platyhelminthes, Trematoda, Plagiorchiida, Echinostomatidae.